AUGGCCAAGCGCAACUUUUCCAGCCUGGAGAUCUUCUUAAUUGUUCUUCUGUUGCUGAUGACGGCUGUCACAGUGGGCCUUCUCAGUCUCCUCUUCAUCACCAGUGGGAUCUCAGACGACAAUAAAGGCCCUGAUUCUCUUGGCACCCAGGAGCCUUCUGUCUCCCAAGGUCCUCCAGUCACUGAUGGUCCUUCAACAACAACCACUCUCUUCCAGAACUUCACUGGCUACCAUAUUGGUGUUGGGCGAGCUGACUGCACGGGACAAGUGGCGGACAUACCCUUGAUGGGCUAUGCCAAGUCGGGCCAGACAGCUAGCGGGAUUCUCACCCGGCUCUACAGCAGGGCUUUUGUCUUGGCUGAACCAGACCUCUCAAAGCGAGUGGUGUUUGUCAGCAUUGACAUUGGCAUGGUGUCCCAGAGGAUCAGGCUCGAGGUGCUAAAGAGACUGCAGAGCAAAUAUGGCAGCCUGUACACCCAGGAGAACGUGGUUCUGAGUGGCACUCACACGCACUCGGGGCCUGCAGGCUAUUUCCAGUACACCAUCUUUGUGCUAUCCAGUGGAGGAUUUAGCAAAAGGACUUUUGAGUUCAUUGUAGAAGGCAUCAUGAAGAGCAUUGACCAGGCCCAUCAAAACAUGAAACCAGGCAAGAUUUUUAUCAACAGGGGCAACGUGGAAGGUGCCCAGAUCAACCGGAGUCCUUAUUCUUACCUGCAGAAUCCACAAUCUGAGAGAGACAGGUAUUCUGGCAACACGGAUAAGGAAAUGCUGCUCCUGAAGAUGGUGGAUAUCAAUGGAGAAGAUCUGGGAUUGCUCAGCUGGUUUGCCAUCCAUCCAGUAAGCAUGAACAACACCAACCACUUGGUCAAUAGUGACAAUGUUGGCUAUGCCUCUUACAUGUUUGAACAAGAAAAGAACAAAGGAUACUUGCCAGGACAGGGACCAUUUGUGGCUGCUUUCGCCUCAUCGAAUCUUGGGGACGUGUCAUCCAAUACCCUUGGUCCUCACUGCAUCAACACUGGGGAGUCAUGUGAUAACUUCAACAGCUCUUGUCCAAUUGGUGGGUCCAAAAUGUGCAUGGCCACAGGCCCCGGGAAGGACAUGUUUGACAGCACCCGGAUCAUAGGAGACACCAUUUAUCAGAAAGCCAAGGAACUGUAUGCCGCGGCCUCCCAGGAGAUCACAGGCCCUUUGUCUGCGGCUCACCAGUGGGUCAACAUGACGGACGUCACCGUUCAGCUCAAUUCCACACACACGGCAAAGACGUGUAAACCUGCCCUUGGCUACAGCUUUGCAGCCGGCACCAUAGAUGGCGUUGGCAUCCUCAACUUUACACAAGGUGCAACUGAAGGAGACCCUUUUUGGGACACGAUUCGUGACCAGAUCCUGGGAGAGCCGUCCAAUGAGACGAAGGACUGUCAUAAACCAAAGCCCAUUCUCCUCAGUACGGGCCAGAUGUCGAAACCUCACCUCUGGCACCCUGAGAUUGUUGAUGUUCAAAUCCUAACUAUUGGAUCCUUGGCGAUAGCAGCCCUGCCUGGAGAGUUGACGACAAUGUCUGGAAGGCGGUUUCGGGAGGCUGUUCAAAAGGAAUUUGAGAUGAACGGGAGGCAGAACAUGAGUGUGGUUAUUGCAGGACUUUGCAAUGUUUAUACUCAUUACAUCACAACCUACGAAGAGUACCAGGUUCAGCGAUACGAGGCAGCAUCCACGAUUUACGGUCCUCACACCCUCUCGGCCUACAUCCAGCUCUUCAGAGAUCUCGCAAGGGCCAUUGCCACGGACACGGUGGCUAAUUUAAGCCAGGGGCCGGAGCCACCCUUUUUUGAUGGACUGAUGACACCUUUGACUCCCAACACGCCUGAUAGAGCCCCAGCAAACAUGGCAUUUGGGGAUGUGCUCCAGCCACCCAAAGCAGAGUACCGGGGGGGUGAAGUGGCUGCGGUCCUGUUCGUUGGUGCUAACCCGAAGUAUUCAGCAGAAAACGUGACAGAUCACAACUUCCUGGCAGUUGAGAAGUACGAGAGCACUUCAGCACUGUGGCAGGCGGUCCUGAAUGACGCCUCGUGGGACACCAGGCUUUACUGGCACAAAGGGUCCUCGGGUCGGAGCAAUGUGACGAUUGAGUGGCACAUCGCAGGCACCACCCCACCAGGCCUCUACAGGAUCCGCUACUUUGGGCACAACAGGAAGCAGAAUUUCCUGCAGCCAGCCCAGAUCCUGGCCUUCGAGGGCACCUCGGACCCUUUCCAAGUGGUGGCUCCGUAGCGGGGGCCCAGGGCUGGCCACAGGAGGCGUCCCCUCCAGGGUCCCACGUUCUGCGAUGGGGAGAGGAGGGGGUCGCCCAGCACGCUGACACCCGACACCCGCCCUGCCCCAGGGGACGCUUUAGUGCCGAAGGGUGGCGUGUGCGCUGCCCCGGGGUGCUGGGGACCGUGCAAAGAGGAGGCUUUGGAAGCGAUGGGAUGCUCUGGGAGGAAGCCAUCGAGUGACUCCAUCCCUGAUCUGCUGCUGAGGCCACUGGGAGAGGCAGGCGCUGCGGAGCGAGCCCUCUGCAGCCUGGAGAAGAAGGACUGAAGACCUGUAAAUAUGA
Gracilinanus agilis (Agile Gracile Mouse Opossum) is the source of this 2593-nucleotide messenger RNA. It is a transcript of the gene ASAH2, whose product is annotated as N-acylsphingosine amidohydrolase 2. Lineage: Eukaryota; Metazoa; Chordata; Mammalia; Didelphimorphia; Didelphidae. The record is from RefSeq and is a predicted model, not a curated record. The transcript is spliced from 20 exons. Bases 1 to 2268 code for a protein of 755 amino acids. Gene Ontology annotation, molecular function: N-acylsphingosine amidohydrolase activity. Gene Ontology annotation, cellular component: extracellular region. Gene Ontology annotation, biological process: long-chain fatty acid biosynthetic process; sphingosine biosynthetic process; ceramide catabolic process.